AUGUCACUGGAUUCUGCUGACUACGACCCAAUCGGCCACCUGAACGCGAUCUUCUCCCACCCCGCAACCCUCUCCUCCGUCUCGAGCACCUCCGAGGCGCUCCGCAGCUACCAGGAUGACCUGGAUGAGGACAUCGCCGUCUUUGUCGCCUCACAAUCCGCCUCAGAUGCAGACAGCGUACAACGGAUACAGGCCGCCAAGGGCGAGCUGGCGGACCUGUUCAAGAAGAUCGAAAGCGUACGCGAGCGGGCUAUGCAAACCGAGCAGACCAUUACGGACAUGACAGCGGACAUAAAGCGCCUCGAUAGCACGAAGCGCAAUCUUACAUUAUCUAUGACGGCUCUGAAACGCCUGCAGAUGCUGACAACGGCGUAUGAGCAGCUGCGGAGCCUGAGCAAGUCGCGCCAAUAUCGUGAAUGCGCCCAGCUCCUGCAGGCUGUCAUACAGUUGGUGGCGCAUUUCAAGAGCUACAGGUCAAUCGACCAGAUUGCUACGUUAAGUCGCAAUGUGGCAGAUGUGCAGGGCGAGCUGCUAGAGCAGGUGUGCGAGGAUUUCGAGGUCACCUUUGCGAAGGGCGACGUUGCGCAGAAGAAGGCGAUGCUGGCCGAGGCGUGCCUGGUUAUCGAUGCCCUAGGUGACCAUGCCCGUACUCGACUAAUCAACUGGUACUGCAAUACACAAUUACGCGAGUACAGACAGGUCUUCCGUGGCAACGAUGAGGCUGGAUCCUUGGACAACAUCUCGAGACGCUACUCGUGGUUCAACCGCAUGAUGAAGACGUACGAUGUCGAACACGCAGCGAUCUUCCCAGCGUACUGGCGCGUCAACGAGAUGCUCGCCAACUCCUACUGCGAGGGCACGAGAGAGGACUUCAAGGGCAUACUACAGCGCUCUAUGAGACGAGGUGAUGGACAGACAAUGGACGUCGAUCUGCUGUUGUCAUGCCUUCAAGAGACUCUCGACUUCGAGCACAGUCUGGAACGGCGAUUCUCGAACGAAUCGCGCUCUUCGAUGGACACAAUCGUCUCGAAAGAUGAGCGGUCACACGGAUUUAGCCAAGCUAUUUCCAACGCAUUCGAGCCGUACAUGAGCUUAUGGGUCGAGUCGCAAGACAAGCAGUUGGCUACGUUGAUACCAAAGUAUCGCCAGCAGCCUCUGCGGAACACGGAAGAGGAGUUUUCGCCACAAGCUGUCAUACCCUCUUCGACAGAGCUCUUCCACUUUUACCGACUCACCCUGGGCCAAUGUGCAAAGCUUUCUACGGGGAGCAGAUUGGCAGAACUGUGUACAACUUUCGCAAAGUAUCUCGACCAGUACGGACAACAAGUGCUAUACUACUUCCUCAGCGAGAAGUCAGGCACGCAGGGACCUUCGAUCGAAGACGCUGUCCUGAUUCUCAACACCGCGGACUACUGUUAUGCCACCUGUAAUCAGCUCGAAGAGAAGAUCAGAGGGCGCAUAGAUGAAGAGUUUAAGGAGAAGGUUGAUUUGCAGAACCAAGCGGACGCGUUCAUGGGCAUCGCCAGCGCGACAGUGCGGGUGCUCGUGAGAAAGGUCGAGGUAGCAUGCGAAUCAACAUGGAGAGAAAUGCGCAAUACGCCCUGGAGCAGACUCGAGAGCGUCGGCGAUCAAAGUUCUUACGUUGCAGAGCUCUUGCGCCACGUCAAGGAGACGUCAGCUGAGGUACUCAGAUUACUCCACAAGCAGCAAUAUUCACGAGCGUUCUGCGAUAACCUCGUCGAUCUAAUGGCUACUACAUACAUCGCCAAUAUCGUACAGAGCAAGCCCAUCUCCGAAGCUGGCGCUGAACAAAUGCUGCUGGAUUCAUAUGUCCUGAAAAAGGGCUUCAUGGAGCUUCCCAUACUCAACGAAGAAGCAGGGACGACUCCGCCAGCCAGCUUCGUCAAACGCGUCAAUCAAGCCAUGUCGCGCAUCGACCCCCUGCUCAAAACGCUCCAAGUUCGCCCGGCUCCGCCUGAAGCCCUCGUUCAAGCCUACCUCAUCCACAUUGCCGAUAAAUCGGACACGAACUUCCGCAAGAUCAUGGAUAUGAAGGGCAUCCGCAAAGCCGAACAAACACAACUCCUUGACCUCUUCUCCGCCUUCAAAGCAUCCCCUCAACACGCGGCACUAGUUGACAACUCGCCCUUACUCACGCCCAUCCAGCUCCAAGCGCCACCAUCGACAGGUGGCAUUGGAAGCAAUGUAGGCAGCGUUAUGGGUCAGAUGGGUACACCGAGUCUGGCGGCAGGCCGUUUCGAUCCAGCGGGACUUGGAAACAUGCUAGUCAACGCUGCGAGGGAUGGUGUGGAUCGGUUUGGCAGUCCGGCACCGGGGCAAGCACUCGUUGAAGAUGGAAAGGCGAAUCUUAAUGAUAAUUUGAAGAACAUUGGGAAGUUCUUUAGGAGAGAUGUCGGUGGUUUCAGGGGGUUUGGCAAAAGCGAUGGGUAG
Messenger RNA from Didymella exigua CBS 183.55, 2451 nucleotides. RefSeq lists its product as uncharacterized. The transcript has 4 exons. Lineage: Eukaryota; Fungi; Ascomycota; Dothideomycetes; Pleosporales; Didymellaceae. Gene Ontology annotation, biological process: retrograde transport, endosome to Golgi. Bases 1 to 2451 code for a protein of 816 amino acids. The record is from RefSeq and is a predicted model, not a curated record. Gene Ontology annotation, cellular component: GARP complex.